GUGGUCUCCAAAUGUUUGUAAUCACACACCCCUAUUGGAAAAAGUUUUUUGAGCAUGCACCCCCAAUAUGUGUAUAUUUACUUACAAAUUAUAUACAUGUACUACUGAAGUUGUAAUUUUCUUCCCCCACCACAGUGGAUUCUCUUGCACACACCCCACUUUGGAGACUACUCAUCUAGGCUGUGUAACUCUAAUCCCCUAAUUCCACUCAUUCUGUCAAGUUUUAUUUUCAAACUGUUUUGGCUUAAUACAAUUUAUAGCCAGUUCAUACACCAAUCAUUGAUUUGGCCCACUACAUGUUAACAAACAGUGAGGAAGACAGAAUUUGAGUAAUUUGUGUAUAGAAAACCUGGAAAGAUAGCUGUCAAGAAAAGCAACAAACUUUUCUACUAUUUGUGCUGUAGAAAAUGUGUUAGGAAAAUUUCACAGAAUAGGCUUGCUUUUAUUAACACACUUUUAAGUGAUCAUCUGUGUCAAGGUCGUGUGUUGCUGAAGUUGCCCUCUUUUCUAAAUAAACUGAAGGAGUAGUUGCUUUUGGGUGUGCAAGGACUCAGUGUGAUUGUGCACCUCCUCUGUUGGCUGUCCUGAAGUUAACAGGACACUAAUCCUCAUUGGAAAUCUGCAUCAGUUAAAAAGAUUUAAACCUGCAGUUACAUGGUUAUGUAGCUAUCGGGUAUGUGUGGAGAAAUAGGACUGAAUUUAGUCUAUAUAGGUAGGUUUGUGGCUUGGUUGUGAUCUUGAUUGUGGUUUCACAGACCACAUACCCCUGUGUGUGCUGUUUAAAUUGAGUGGUGGUCCUGUGAUGUUUCACAAAAGCACUGCCAUGCAGCAUCAUGAUAGGGUAGUGUUACUAGCCAUCAUUUGUGGGGAUAUUGAGAUGCUAAUGAUCUGUCUGUGCUUUAUUUGCAGUUUUCAAGGUGUGGGACCAUGUAGCCCCUUAGGCUGCAAAUGCUGAUCAGAACUUCUGAAUGUAGCAAGUGCUGUGUAGGAUAGGUGUGUUCAUGGCUCUGUGAUGGUACAUUGAUCAGCUGUACAAAAACUUGGUAAUGGUUUUAUACAGAUUAGUUCUUCGGUAAACCAGAAUUAAAAAAGCGACAUUUCUUUUUCAUGUGUAUAUAGAAUUCUGCUAGAGAUAACAAGAAUGUUGUUAGGAAGAUGCGCUUCUGGAGGGGAUUGGUUGCAGUUCUUGGUGUUCAUCAAAAAUGCAGCUGUUUUCUUUGGGUUUUAUUGUCUGUUGUAAACUGGUAGGAGUUUACAGUAUGUUGGGUAGAUUUUUCUUGGAUCAUAUUUGUGAAAUGAGGAAACCCAACAAAAUACUUUUUCUAAUAAAGCCAACUGCAUGUUCAGCUAAAGGGCUGAAUAGUGAAGAAUAUGUAUUACCAUUAAGACUUUCUCUCAUUGGUGUUUUCAUGCAAUUUAUUUUCCUUCUCAUCAUUAUAUGCAGGUUUUCAAGUGUUUAGUGAACUUAACAAAUUUGUCUAAUUUGUGUUAGUAGUUUUAAUAUGCACAGGAGUACUGAUUGAACAAAGUUCUAUGUGGUCACUUUCCAUAAUGUUGAACCCUUACUGUAGUAUAGUCACAGAGUAUUUGGUUUGGUAAAGCAAAGACAUUUUAUUUUAUUUAAAAACCAGUGUCAGUAUUGCUGGAUGGGAUUUUCAAAGGUAGGCAUGCAGUGUGAGAACAAAGAUCCUGUUGAUGUUUGAGCGCGCUGAUUUUUACUUUCGGUUAGCUGGGAGUGUUUGAAACCUUGCCAUUGAGGAGAUGGAUAUGCAGUUUAGUUGCUAGAGGAGGUAACUGCUCUCUGUAAGUAGUACUAAUAGUGCAGUUAAAGCAGAAUGCUAAUCACUUAAUGCUAAUUGCUUAUUAAUUUGUUCUUACUAAUGUCCAUUUGCAUUUAAAUUUCAUGACAUCAUAAAAUGUCAUGUUAUUUGCUUAGCAUUAAAUUGCAAAAUCAAUCCUCAUGCUGGUGGUUGUACGCAACAGUGAGCAGAUGUGCUACUGAAUUGUGGGAGAAAUUAUUUUUCUUAAGAUGCAUAAUCACCUCAGGAAUGCUGAUGUUGUGGACAUUUGAGGUAGUUCUCUGUAGCCAUGAUUUGUUUUCCUGUUCUCCCAGAGAGGUGAUACUGAGGGAUCCUGACAGUGAUGCAUCCUCUGGUUCUGCUUCACCCUCUCUUGUCAGCUAAAACACAGGAGGGAGAUUGAAGAAAAGAUAUGAAUGAGGCUACGCAGUAUAGAGGACAGGGUACCCUCUGCUGCUCUAAAGUAUAAACCAGUUUCAGAAUCAGUGGAGUAUAGAAUAAUGUCAGGAAAGAGGUUACAGAAUCACAGGACAGCUGAGGUGGGAAGGGAGGUCUGGAGAUCACCUCAUCUACCAUCCUGCUGACACCAGGCUCAGCCAGAGCAGGCUGCUCAGGGCUCUGGUCCAGCUGGAUUCUGGGGAUCUCCAAGGAUGGAGACUCCAUAACCUUGCUGGAAAACCUGUACUGGUAUUUGAUUACCCUCAGAGUUGUCAUGGAUGAUGACGACGAUGAAUCCUGUCUCCUUGAUCUUAUUGGGGACCCACAGGCGCUGAAUUAUUUUCUUCAUGGACCUAGUAGUAAAUCUAGCAAUGAAGACUUGACUAAUGCAGAAUAUUCUGUAGCCAACUCGAAUUCAAUUUUCGCCAACUCCAAUAACACUGAUCCUAAGUCGUCUGUAAAAGGUGUAAGCGGUCAGCUUGGAGAGGGGCCUAGUGAUGGACUGCAGCUGUCCAGUAGCCUUCAGUUUCUUGAAGAUGAACUUGUAUCUUCUCCUUUACCUGAUCUUACUGAGGAUCAGCCUUUUGAUAUUCUUCAGAAGUCCUUGCAGGAGGCCAAUAUUACUGAACAGACUUUGGCAGAAGAGGCGUAUUUGGAUGCCAGUGUAGGUUCUAGCCAACAGUUUGCACAAGCUCAGCUUCAUCCUUCUUCAUCAGCAUCCUUUACUCAGGCUUCUAAUGUUUCUAAUUACUCAGGUCAGACGUUGCAACCUAUAGGAGUCACUCAAGUGGUACAGCAACCUGUUGGAGCAUCUUUUGCAAGCAAUACAGUCGGUGUGCAACAUGGCUUUAUGCAACAUGUCGGAAUUAGUGUUCCCAGCCAGCAUUUGUCUAAUAGCAGCCAGAUUAGUGGUUCUGGGCAGAUACAGCUAAUUGGUUCAUUUAGUAAUCAACCUUCCAUGAUGACCAUUAAUAACCUUGAUGGAUCUCAGAUAAUACUGAAAGGCAAUGGUCAACAAACGCCUGCAAACAUGAGUAGUGGCCUCUUGGUUCAUAGACAAACUCCAAAUGGUAACUCACUGUUUGGUAACUCAAAUUCAAGUCCAGUAGCACAACCUGUAACAGUUCCAUUUAACAGCACAAAUUUUCAGACGUCGUUGCCUGUCCAUAAUAUCAUCAUUCAAAGGGGUUUGGCACCGAACUCUAACAAAGUUCCUGUUAAUAUCCAACCAAAGCCUAUCCAGAUGGGUCAGCAGACUGCUUACAAUGUGAAUAACUUGGGAAUACAGCAACAUCACGUACAGCAAGGGAUUCCGUUUGCUUCUGCAAACUCACCUCAGAGUUCAGUAGUUGGUCCUCAUAUGUCUGUUAAUAUUGUUAAUCAACAAAAUACAAGAAAAUCAGUUACACCUCAGACAGUUAGCAAUGCCGGAGGUAGUAUUGUUAUCCAUUCUCCUAUGGGACAGCCUCACACACCUCAAAACCAGUUUCUCAUACCUACAAGUUUGUCUGUUAAUUCUAAUUCAGUUCAUCAUGUCCAGGCCAUAAAUGGACAACUUCUUCAGACUCAGCCUUCCCAGCUGGUUCCUAGCCAAGUGUCUGCUGAGCAUGUAAUGCUCAACAGGAACUCUACAAACAUGCUGAGAGCCAACCAGUCAUAUUCAGGACAGAUGCUGAAUAAUCAGAACACAGCUGUUCAGCUUGUUUCUGGCCAGACAUUCACAGCUCCUGGAAACCAAGUUAUAGUAAAUCAUGGAACUUCACAAAUUGUUGGUGGACAGGUGCCACUGCAGCAGGCAUCACCAACGGUGGUGCAUUUGUCACCCAGUCAAGCUAAUGUUUCUCAAGGUAGAUCGAGUUUUACUACGAUGUCACCCGGGCAGUCUACAGUCUCAAAUAUGUCAGCUUCUAAUCGAUUUGCUGUUGCAAGUUCUUCUGGUUCAGUACAUCCUAGCUUGGGACCAUCAGUUCAGUCUGUCGCAUCAGGAGGAAACUUUACUGGAGAUCAACUCACGCAGAACAGAACUCAAGUUCCCGUCAGUUCGUCGCAUCGUCUUCCAGCAUCCUCUUCCAAAUCUGUCAGCACCUUUAGUCACACGUCAAUCGGAGUAACACAACAACAGUUUGCCUUCAGUCAGAAAAAAGCUGUGAGCCAGACAUCACCAGUUUCUGCAUCGAAGACGCAGGAUAGUUUGAGACAGCCUCAGCUAACAAGUCUUCUGAGCAACACACUAUCAGGACAGGACUCUGGAGGAAAAAUCAUACAACAAUCUCUAGGAACAGCACAGCCACAAGAAAAAGUAAUAGGAUCAUCAUCAGUUCAACAGAGUAUACAGGUGGAUGGUCAUUUAGUUGGACAGAAAAGGCCUGCUGCUAAACAGCUGACUAAAGGAGCUUUUAUUCUACAGCAAUUACAGAAGGAUCAAGUGCAUGCUGUGACACCAGAUAAAAGUCGGUUCAGAUCAUUAAAUGAUGCAGUUCAGAGACUCCUUUCAUACCAUGUGUGCCAGGGAUCGCUGCCAACAGAGGAAGACUUAAGAAAAGUGGACAGUGAAUUUGAAUCUGUAGCUACACAGCUUCUGAAGAGGACACAGUCUAUGCUGAACAAAUACAGAUGUUUGCUUAUAGAAGAUGCAAUGCGGAUAAAUCCCUCUGCAGAAAUGGUUAUGAUCGAUAGGAUGUUUAACCAGGAGGAAAGGGCAUCUCUGACCCGGGACAAGCGUCUUGCACUAGUGGAUCCUGAUGGUUAUCAGGCCGAUUUUUGUUGUUCUGCCAAACAAUUUGAUAAAACAGCUGAAGAAGCACAGUCCAGCAAAAGCGACCAUCAGUCUAGCAAAACAUUAGCUUCUCGAAGUCAGACUACUAAAACCCAAGCCAGAGACCGACCAAAAUCCAGUUCAACAGAGUCCACAAAUCACAGUAAACAUCCUCUAGUGCCUAACAAUGUUCUGACACCACAAGAAGGAAUAGCUUCUACUAAAAAAUCUGAGAGCCUCACUAAAGCUUUAAAGUUUGAGAAAGCUAAUUGUUCUUCUGAGAGCCAAUACACGGCCCUUUGUGAAGAAAAGAUGGCAGGGAAAGAUCUUGCCAAGUCCACUGAGAAUUCUUCGAGUUCUGAAGACUUGUCAAAAACUGUGUCAAGAGGCAGUCAUGGAACACACAAUAAAAUAUCAAGGAACACAGUUCAGUCUUUCUCAAAGGUAACGUGUAAUAAUUCCCUCCAAGACAAAACUCUGAGGAGCUCUCCAAAGAAUGAGGUUUUACAUCCUGAUAACAGGAAAGGCUCUGGUGAACCCCAGCAAGACUUACUGCUCAGUAAGAGUUUAGAAACAACAUUUAAAAACAUCUUGGAACUUAAAAAAGCUGGGAGGCAGCCACAAAAUGAGGCAACAAGUAGCGGCUCAGUUGAAUUAGAAUUUCCUAAUUUUUCACCUAUUGCUUCACAGGAAAACUGCCUGGAAAAAUUUAUUCCAGACCACAGUGAAGGUGUUGUAGAAACUGACUCUAUUUUAGAAGCAGCUGUAAAUAGUAUCUUAGAGUGUUAAUAGUUACAGUACCAUGGACAAGUUAUGUUUCUCUUAGCAGAAGCAAAUGUGAAUGACACCACAAGUACAGCCUGACAUGCAUUUAAGGUUAACCUUUCUAAAGUAGAUUCUGUUCUGUGUUUGAGAGCAAUACUCAUUGUGGUUACAGUGAGAUAUCCAAGUAAAGUUAAUCCUUGUUAGAAUGCAGUCUGUUAGGGCCUUACUAUUUCAAGUAUUAUUACGAUAGUGCUUUUGAUAAUUGUGCAGUACUGCGACAUAACGAGGUUGCAGGUUGUUAGGCCCUAUGUAAUACGGUAAUAUACUGACAAUCACAGUCAUUUGAAAGGAUAUAUUUAUUAAGAAAAUGUUUUUAAGAAGUGAUGGAAGCAACAAUUCUCCCCUACCCUUCUCUUCCACAAAUUAUCAGAUCUUUAGUUUUGCUCAAAAACCCACUGUACCUCUAUUCAGAAGUGAUUAUUUGCUUUGUUAAUGAAUCUGUGUUCUAGGAUUCUUAAGUUGGAAGGAUAUCAUCAGUGUGUUUACAAGGCUUCAUAAUUUAAACUUAAAGUGCUUUUCUAUUGCUUUCUGAGCAGAAACUAGUACUUGAUGGUAUAUUUGUAGUGGGUAACUUUAGUCUGUGGGAUGAUAUUAUAUGAUCUUAGUCACAGUGGCAUGAUAUGAAGUAAUAAAUGCUUGACUAAGGAAGGUAGAAUGGAAGCCAGUAAAUGGCAACGUGUACAGGAUGAGGCCAUGAUAGAGCCAUGAAUUUAUAUAUAUAAUACAUAUAUAUGUUAACUCUUGAGGAAGAGAUUUUGCAUUUUAUAAUUGGAUGUAGUCAGCCUUGAGUCUUUCUGAAGUGGUAUAAAUGUUUUUUUAUUUGUUUGUUUUUUGGGUUUUUUUUUUUUAGACCAAGUGUCAAAAGCACUUUUAUUUGAAAACUGUUAUAAUAUUUGUAGCUUAUAUUUUAAGAGGACAUUAGCCUUACUCUGAUUAAAUUUAAAGGCCAGUGUUUAUUUUUUAUUUUUGUUUUUGCUUUUCGCUGUCAGAGAAUGUUAAAUCAUCCACCGUUGCAGUCAUAAUUAUCAAGAUAUGUACAGACCAAAGUCAAUCAGCAAUCCCAUUGUUUAAACAUAUCAAAAAGUAUGUAAUUAUAAUUCAUAUUGUAGAGCCAAGUGAAACCAUUGCAUGGUUUGUAUUUGGCUUGCUGUCAUGUUGUUAAGAUAGAAUCUUAUUAUUUUAUUUAUUUAUUUUAUUCUAUGACUUUUUUUUUUCCUGCCCAUGCUGCUUUUUCCUAGUUUACUUUGGUCAUGAGUGCUUUUGUGCACGUAAGUGCGCUGACAUUUGUCACGUGCGUGUAGUACAUAUGUCUGCUCAGGAGGAUAUAGCUUUUGUGGUUUCUAAGGUAUGCUCAUGUUCUCCCCCAGACCUUCUCCACGAUUUCUUAGAAGAAUUACCAGCCAUUUUCCAGACUUGCUGAUUAUGGUUUUCAUAACAGAGAGGCUCAUUGUGACAAGCUGUGGUUGUCAGUCACAUUGCCAGGAAAGAAAACAAAAGGUUUUGCUGUCAUCUGAAUAGCGCAAAAGAAAGCAGAAUUAGAUCCUUGUGUAGAAGAUUAUGGUACAACUCAGUAUUGAGCUACAGUCCACUGUCUGACCAGUAAAGGAAACCAAAUCUAGAAAGCAAUGUGAGAAAGGUGAACUUCCUUAAAAUUCAUUUCUCCUUCAACAUGAAUGGAAAUACUGGUUUUGUAUGUUGCUAAUUGCCAUUUAAAAAAAUUGUGCCAAUUUUAAAGUACAUGUUUGUAAAAACCCAACAUUCCCAAGUGUUGUAUAAAAUAUUCAAGGUAAUAAUAAGUAUUGCCAGUUUUAAAUUUUUAGUUAGGUGUCCAUAGAAUAGACUCUCAGGUGGUUAGUUGUUUUCUUAUUGGCAAAACUGACAAUAUAGUCUUCACCUUUUGCCUUUUUAGAUUUAAUAAUAUGCUCAUGGCUGUGUAUCCUGAUGCGUAUUUUAUCAUUUUGGAAAGUUAACUGUUCUAAACUAUCUAGGAAGGAAAACAGUAAGCUACACAGCUGUAUGUUAACUAGUUAAUUAAUUUUUUUUAAUAGGGAAAAAAGUAAAGUUGCACAUUCAUUGAUCCACUUGUUUUUUGUACCACCUCAAAAUGGGUAUGGGGUUUCCAGCCUCUCUACAGCAAAUCUGUAAUUGAAGUAUCAGGCUAUGUGUCUUCUAUUGGAUCUCAUUUGGGGAUGGGGGACCAUGGCAUAUAAAAAAUGACAAAUUACAAAAAGUAAUCAUGGUUGAUUUGGUCAGACACAUUUCUCUGAACUACUUAUGAGAGGAACCCAUUGAACAAUCCUAGCAAGAUAAAUCUUAGAUUGUUAAUGUUGUGUUGUUCACUCCUUUGAAUUCAAUUCUAAAGGAAUUCUGGUACGUGGUAAAGCGGUAAAUGAAAGAAUUGUAUUUUUGUUGUGCUUAAAAAAAAGGUAUGAAUUUAUUAAUGAUAUGGGCUCAAGUCCAGCAAAGUAUUGUGAAUGUGCAUGACUUUAAACAUGUUUUCAUUAUUUUGCUGGAUCAGCAUUGUGAUUUCAAUGUUAUUUAAUACUGCCUAAUAUUAAAACAAAUUUUAAACUGGCAAUUAAGAAAACUAUGUUCGUUUUGAAGAUUUUAGUAUAAUUUAUCUGUUAGAUUAGGGAGGCCUUACAGACUGACUUCACUUAAAGAGGAUGUGUCACUUAUUGUCAGUGUGGUAUGGACUUUAUUUGCUUAAAUACCUUCAUUUGUAAAGUAUGUCUCACUUGAAAUUGCUUUGUAUACAUUUUGUAAAAAUAUUUAUAAAAUGUUUUGUAAAAAAAAAAAGUAUAAAAAAUUGCAGUUUAUUUUGUUAUGUUGGAUAAAUACUGUUAAAAGACACAAGUCAGUAAAUAUAUUGUUAAUCCAUGGAUAGGAAAUGUUUAGUUGGAGAUUACAAAUUGAAACAACCAUUGCAAUACAGCCAAAGAUUUGGGAAAAAACGUCUAUCUGUGAUUGUCUUGAUUUAACCAGGUUGAAUAUUUACAUUUCCAAAAGAUGAUUGUUCUCAGUUUAAAGUAAUAUGGUUGCAAA
Grus americana (Whooping crane) is the source of this 8862-nucleotide messenger RNA. It is a transcript of the gene BICRAL, whose product is annotated as BICRA like chromatin remodeling complex associated protein. The record is from RefSeq and is a predicted model, not a curated record. Gene Ontology annotation, biological process: positive regulation of DNA-templated transcription. The coding region runs from base 2512 to 5781 and encodes 1089 amino acids. The transcript is spliced from 12 exons. Lineage: Eukaryota; Metazoa; Chordata; Aves; Gruiformes; Gruidae. Gene Ontology annotation, cellular component: SWI/SNF complex.